Messenger RNA from Scylla paramamosain (green mud crab), 1976 nucleotides. It is a transcript of the gene Ccm3, whose product is annotated as programmed cell death protein 10-like. NCBI's taxonomy places the organism in Eukaryota, Metazoa, Arthropoda, Malacostraca, Decapoda, Portunidae. Gene Ontology annotation, biological process: regulation of Golgi organization; positive regulation of MAP kinase activity. The record is from RefSeq and is a predicted model, not a curated record. The transcript has 6 exons. Gene Ontology annotation, cellular component: FAR/SIP/STRIPAK complex. Bases 225 to 866 code for a protein of 213 amino acids. Gene Ontology annotation, molecular function: protein kinase binding.
CAAACACUGAUUGCUAUUAGUUGAGUGUGUGCCAAGACUGACCAGUGCCAACCAAAGCAAUAUAACACCAGUCCCUGCCUCCCCAGCGUCACCACCACCACCACGCCCCCUGCCCUCACAGCACUUCCUUACUCCGUGUGGCAGAAACAGGUGAGGGCUUCGUCCACCAUUUUUCGCCUGCAUUUCUCGACUCCCAAGCCUGAGGUGGGGCUGCUGCUGCGAUAAUGACCAUGGGAGACCACGCACCUAACGCACCCGUGGCCUCGCUUGUGUAUCCGGUGCUAAUCCGCCCAAUACUUGUGCAGAUUGAGAGAGAGAAUGUAGCAUCCAGCCAGACCCUGCGUGCUGCCCUGAGCCGAGUGGAGGCUGCUUACCCAGGCUUCACGUACGAGCUGGUGAUGGGACUCGUGCGCAAGGCCGAUCUCUCUGUCAACAUGAAUGAAUCGGUGCUCAGGCUGCAGGGGUCUGUUAAUGAGACUGAUUCCAGCGACUACCGCGUCACCCGCACGGAGGACGCAUUCCAAGAGCUGAACCGAAAGAGCGCCAACCUUAAACGCAUCCUCUCUCGCAUUCCUGAUGAAAUAACAGACCGCAAGACUUUCCUGGAGACAAUUAAGCAAAUAGCCAGUGCCAUCAAGAAGCUAUUGGACGCAGUGACAGAGGUUUCGCAGUUCAUCCCAGGCAUGCAGGGGAAGCAGGCCCUGGAACAUCGCAAGCGAGAUUUUGUUAAGCACAGCAAGAAGUUUAGCAACACCCUUAAGGAGUACUUCAAGGAGGGACAGGCCAAUGCAGUGUUUGUGAGUGCUACCUUCCUUAUCCAUCAGACCAACCUUAUCAUGCUGACAGUGAAGGACAAGUGUGAAUGAAGGGCUGGCCGACACACUGGCAGAGAGAGAGAGAGUGAGUGAGUGUGAGUGAAAGGGUUUUGAUUGAAUUUUUUUCUUAUUUUUAUUGAUUGUUUUGUUUGUUUUCAUUUUUUUUUCUAUUUCUUUAUCUCUUCUUCGUGUUUUUUCUUAUUUCUUUCCUUGUUUUUCUCAUUUUUUCUCUUAUUUUUGUCUUCUUUUGUCUUUCUAUUCCUCUCUCUCUCUCUCUCUCUCUCUCUCUCUCUCUCUCUCUCUCUCUCUCUCUCUCUCUCUCUCUCUCUCUCUCUCUCUCUCUCUCUCUCUCUCUCUCUCUCUCUCUCUCUCUCUCUCUCUUGGUAAUGAUCAUAAACAUACAUAAAUCUGUUUGUAUAUGUAUGUACGUAUGUGUGUGCGUGUGUGUGAUGUAAUGAUGUAAACAAGAAAAACUUCAUUCAAAAUAAGAUAUGUUUUGAUUCUUUGAUCUUAAUGAUGUAGAACAAAAAGAUGAAUAAUGAUACAAUAGAACAGUAGAAGAAGAAGAAGAGGAGAAGGAGGAGGAGGAGGAGGAGGAGAUAGAAUAAUGAUAAAAGACAGUUGUAAUAUUUUUCCUUUAUAUAAUAUUUCUGUGUCUAAAAUAAUAAGCAGUAUUUAUGAGUGUAGGGAGAAACUAAUUGAAAAAAAAAAAGAAUAAAAUAAAAUAAACAAAUAGAUGAUAAUAUUCUUGGAACUAAGUUAAAUAAUGGAGAUAUAUACAUAUAAAUAUAUAAAUAAUAAAACUAUAUAUAUAUACUCUAUACAUAAUGCAUAUAUAUACAGUACAGCUAUACAUAUACAGGCAAACGAGGCUAAUUGGGUAUGUGUAUACUGUAUGGUAUGUAUAAUUAGAGUGCUGGAUAGGAAUAGUAUGCGGCUGUGUGUGUAUGUAUGUGUGUGUGUCCAAGCUUACACUGUUACCAAGUACCUGUGCGUAUAUGUCUGUGUGUACGUAUGUAUGUCUCACUCCUACUGUGAUAAUGAACUUGGCUAACCAUUCCUCUGUGUAUGUACGUGUGUGUCUGUACGUGUGUCUGCAAAGCCGUAGGGGUCCAUCUGAGCUUUGUAAAAAUAGGCCAACUGAAUAAAUCAUUAAGUUCC